CUCACAGUCUCCGCCAGUGUACAGACAGGACUGCGCAUGCGCGGGACACUGCUGCUCUUCUCGCAGGGGCUUUGCUCUGCUGAUUGUCCUGGGCCUGAGCUCUCCGGGGCCUCGGCCUCACACACGGCAGGAGCUGGGGGUGGGGGGAGCAGGGAAGCGGCCGACCACUUGUCUCCUUCACUACCAGCAUGGAGCACCGAGCUCCCACCGGCGGCCUCCCCGCUUUCAUUCAGGCCUAAAGCGGGAAUGAGCCAUUGAGGGGGCGAGGGAUCCGCACAUCCACCCCCGGGAGAUCUGGGGGAGCAGCGCUGACAUCAUGGCUCAGGAGAAGAUGGAGCUGGACGUGGUGGAGAUCCCUGGGGAUGGAAGCCUGAGGAGAUCCAACAGCGCCCCCCAUAUCAACGGGCUCAGUGAUCACUCUCAGGUGUUUCAGCCGUACGGAUCCAGAGCGCGCAGGAACAGCACUACUGUAGUCAAUCGCCAGAGUCUGAUCCCAUCAUCCUCUCCUAUCCGUAUACCGAGCAGCAGAUUGUAUCAACUUAAAAGGGAGGAAGGUGUGGACUUAAUGAAUCGUGAGACGGCACGUGAGCGGGAGAUCCAGACUGCGAUGCAGAUGAGCCUGUCUUGGGAGGAGAGCUUCAGCCUGAGUGAUAAUGAUCUUGAUAAAUUGGAUAAAUAUUCUUCCCCAAAGCGCAUUGAUUUUGUUCCAGUGUCACCAGCUCCCUCACCCACCAGAGGAAUUGGGAAGCAAUGCUUUUCUCCAUCUCUGCAAAUGUUUGUGAGCAGUAACGGCUUGCCUCCGAGCCCUAUCCCCAGCCCUACCAGACGAUUCACCACCAGAAGGAGUCAGAGUCCUAAUUGUAUCCGUCCAAGUGUUCUUGGCCCCAUAAAGAGGAAAGGUGAAAUGGAAAUAGAAAGUCAACCAAAGAGACUGUUUCAAGGAACAACGAACAUGCUUUCUCCUGACGUCACUCAUCUGUCCGAUUUUAGUUGCUUUUCCUCGGACCUUGACAGCAGCAGCAGCAUCGGCUCCUCGUCUGACUCUGCAGCUAAGGAAAGCUGUGUGACCGACUCCCCCGCCGCCUGUUCCAACUCCUGCUCGUCAUUCAUAUCACUGGACGAUCUGUCACCCAAGUGAAGUGACAAUAGGCCAGGCCACAGUGUCCCUGACCCUUUAUAUUUAAAGACUGUGGGAGAAAGUAACCCUGUGUAAUUUUUUUCUUACGUUAUUUUUGUAUUUGUAUAUUUUCUAAUCUUCCCUCCAGCCUGAAGGACUCUCAAACAAUGGAGUGGAAGGGUUGUAACUUGUGUACAGAAGGCUAUGUACAGUACAAUGCCGUUUGCUGCUUGUUCCAGGUAUUUAGCAAAAGGCUAAAUUUAUUGCUCUGUUUUUAUUUAUUGUUUUCUGAAGAAAUUCUAUAAUUGCAGAUGGAGAAUGUUAUUUAAUUUAGAUAUUGCCAUUAAAUGUGGCCAUCUUUAACAGAGGGAAUCACAAAAAACCUCCAGUAUGUUGUCCUAGGGCAGUUUUUGCACAGUUUGUUGGUAAUCCAUUGCCUUACUUCCCUAUCCAUAUACCUCGAUUGUCUCCUGGUCUCUUCCUUGCGUUAUUAGUAAUUUCUUAGUAUUUAUAUUGAUUGUACACAGUCAAAGAAGCAUUUUUAAUAGGUUGACUAAUGGUUCAACCCAUAAAAUGUCUGCUUCCAGUGUGCGUGGGGUGCAGGUUAGUUUAUAUAUUACCAAUUAAGUUAAGUCCAGUUCCAUAUAGUAGUUUGUACAAUCCGCUUAUGCAUUGUAUAGGUUACAACAGGUUUAGGGCUCAUUCAGCUCAUUCACAUCACUGUAUUUGUGUCCGCAUCCGUUCCAUUGAUUUUUUUUUUUAUUGUUCACCAUGUGCUGUCUGCAUCCGUACUUCCGUUCUGUGUCCCCGCAAAAAAGAUAGAGCAUGUCCUAUUCUUGUCUGCAAAAUGCAGAACGCACGUGGCCGGUAUCUGUGUUUUGUGGAUUGCAUGAGCCCUUACAGAGAGGAAGAGGGUGCUCCUCAUUUCAUGAAAUUCUGUUGGUGCAGGAGAGACACUACGUUGCUAAAAAAAAAAUAGGCCUCGUUUAUUCACAUUGUCCAACAGGAAAAUUGUUCUUGUUGCCCAUAGCAGCCAGCCACAGGAAAGCUUUUGUUUUUCCACAGUAAUAUAAUAAAUGCAAAAUGGGCUUUGAUUGGUUGCUAUGAGCCAGCUUUUCUUUUUAUACUUUAUGUGCUACACUAUGGAAAACUACUGUUAAAGGGGUUGUCCCAUCUGUCAUUCUCACCUGCUUUACCCUGCCGCAACUCGCAGCUUCCUGUACUUUGUGUGGGAGGUACCGUCCACUUUGACGGGCCAGACAAGCAACGUUUUGCUGACGCCACUUCUCUAUAAGCGCACACCCGAUGCAGUUUACAGCUAACAUGUCUAUUUGCAGCAGCUGCUUGCACUCUGCAUUGCUUUACCGAACAGCUCUUGGGCUACUGCACAUGCCCAGGAGCUGUUCCAUAGAUUACUAUUACAAUGCUGAGCAGUGGACGGUUUGAGAGGCCGCCCAUGUGCAAAUACGCAUGCUCCCGUGGUCCUGGCCAGCACAGGCAGCAGUGGCCCGAACCCCUGACAAAAAGCAAUAGACAAAAGGAAAGGGAAAUUAAAUUAGAAAUAGGGAGUUAUAGAGGCCAUGGUGAAAAUAACACUGAUAGGGUGAGUUUAUUGUCAGACGAAGGCCUAUUGUAUGGCUUUUUCAGUGUUUUGCGGUCCGCAAAAAACACAAAUGACAUUCGUGUGCAUUCUGUUUUUUACGGAACAUCUGGCCUCUAAUAGAACAGUACUUUCCUUUGUCCGUU
Messenger RNA from Bufo gargarizans (Asiatic toad), 2863 nucleotides. Its product is annotated as PABIR family member 2-like. The transcript is spliced from 10 exons. Lineage: Eukaryota; Metazoa; Chordata; Amphibia; Anura; Bufonidae. The record is from RefSeq and is a predicted model, not a curated record. Gene Ontology annotation, molecular function: protein serine/threonine phosphatase inhibitor activity. Bases 317 to 1138 code for a protein of 273 amino acids.